Zootermopsis nevadensis is the source of this 2797-nucleotide messenger RNA. The record is from RefSeq and is a predicted model, not a curated record. NCBI's taxonomy places the organism in Eukaryota, Metazoa, Arthropoda, Insecta, Blattodea, Termopsidae.
GUGCUGGUGACGUCGCCUGCCAACGCCGCGACAGCGGGUGAUCCUGACGCCGAGCUAGGCGGCGGCCUGACUCUCGCCAGGUUCGGUUCCCUGAAGAGAGCUCACAUCUCGCGAGCCAAAACCUCAGGCACCAGCUUCUACCUGCGUGUUGGUGCUCUGGCGUUUGGUCUUGGGACCUUGGUAUUCAAUGGCCUGGAGAUGGCAAUGCAUUCCAUGAUGGAAGGUGCGUGUCUCAAUGACGUCGUCUUCAUCCAUCCAGUGCUCCACGGUCUCUUCACAUUCCUCCAGAUGCACUUCUUGUUCGUCAACUCACAGGUGCUCGUCGAGAGAUUUGGCCUGGCAGCCCGGUUCGGUUUCAUGCACCUGGCAGCGACAAACUUGGCGCUGUGGGUGCGCCUCAUUGUCUGGGAGAGUGGCAAUGAGUGGACUUACUUUGUACACCUGUCUCAAAGCAGUGGUGUGAGGGGCGGAGUCUCCAAUAACAUUCCAACACCGCUGCAGCUGAGGGGCUUCCCUCGCUCUGUGGUGGCCAGACACCAGCGUGACCUCAGCUUCAGUAGUAAUGCAACGUCAUACUACAGCUACAGACCAAUCUCGGACUCCCACAUCUCUCAGGUCGUAGCGCUUCAUGAGUGCCUCAACACCAACACUCUGGGUCAGCUGUGGACUUCUUCAAUGCCAUUUCUGUACCCGUUUAUCGUGCAGUUCAGUUUAAUUGCAGCCGCUGUCACUUUCGUCAUGGGCCAGAAUGUAGGCAGGGGCCGCAUCUUCAUGAAACAGAAGAAGCUGGCCAACAGCCACUCCAAAGGCUGUUCCAUGCCUUCAGCAGGCGAACACAGCCUUCGCAGCACCUGGAGCGUGGACUGCGGUGGUGCCAGCAAAGGCCUCUUCUUAGGUAUCCUCUGCCUCGUUGCUGGAAUUGUGGUUAUCAUAAUCUUCCUGGUCGUUAAGGAAGACGAGGAAUUCCCCACAGAUACCAUCUUCUGGCUAACAACUGGAGCAGUAGCUGCAAUGCUAGGGCUCUGCUGCGUCAUGACGAGCGUGGGGCUCGUCCAGAUUCGAAGACUUUCAACAUCAGGUCAAGAACCAACUCCACUCGACACCUUGCUGUCUGAUGUCUCUACAGUGGGAGUUCAGUUGUAUGCUGUGUUUGGAAUAGUGGUAGGUGCUAGUGGACUUGGUAUUCGUGACAUUACAGAUACUGGGAUUCCCCAUCGUCAUGCAAUGCUGUUGGCGGUCAGCGCUCUGCAACUCGUUCAGGUCACAGGACAGAGUGUCCUGAUAGCAGAAGCUCUGCGAAGGGCUACGUUAACACGGCAUCAGAUGCUUGCAAAGCCAGCAAGACAAGUGAUUACUUUCUUGCUUUGCAGUAAUGCCGUUCUUUGGGCGUACGACACUUUUGUGACACAGAGCUGGUUGUCCCAGGAACUGCAACUGCGAUUUUUUGGAGUCCUUGCAUGGGGAAUAAUUUCGCGGAUUGGUCUCCCACUGCUCAUCUUCUACCGCUUUCACUCCUGCGUGCUAUUGCUGGAAAUAUGGAAGCGUUCCUACAGAACACCUAUCCUGGAUCCGGGAAACUGACGGUGGUGGGAGCAAUGGAGAUGCCGGCAUGGAUCCACGCGCUCAACGAGAGAAUUUCCGCACGCUUGCAUACUUCAAUUAUGCGACCACGCUCCAUCACCAACAAAAAAGGGAAUUAUGAAAAGAGUAACACUAGCAGAUCAUGGAGGUACAGUAAGAGGAUGCAAACCACCAAAAUGCCUGUGUCUCCCUGAAUAUCUGUAUGUCCAUGGUCACGGUGCAGAAUCAGCUUACUUAAAGCCUCACACCGACUCCGUAAGCUGGAUGUAUUACGGCAACGCCAUAGCAGUAGAUCAAAGUGGACCUGUGAUCUUAGAUUUAGAUUAUGCACUGCCUCCUCCACGGAGGAAAAAACAUCACCAUCAUCAUGGACAUCAACACAGGAGCAAUCAUGAAAGGUCCAGUUCACACAAUUCUUCAUGCAUAGUCACAGAACACGUAGAUUCAAAUGCGUUCCCAAUCCAGGAUAUUUCUGAACUUGUUCAAAAUUCUAACACUGGAAAUACUCCAUUCAGAAAGGUGCCAUGGCACCCCAAUCUUCAUAUGCUCAAGUUUUAACGCACGUUGCACAAAUAUUCAGUAAAAAAUGUUUUUACAAACCAUAAAUAAUACAAGGAGUACUAAAACACAUGGAAUAAAAUAUUAGAACGAUAUUAGAGGAUUUAAAACUAAGAAUUCUAUUCAUUUUAAUUAACAAAUCUGUGAUAUUUUUUUAUAGUUUGCAACCGUCCCUUUCUCCUUUCUAGGAGAAGCCCAGCUCAGUUGCACCCUUAGGUGGUGAUAGGAUUUGUGGGGUUGAUUCGGGAGCCUAGCUCAGAGGAACGUGGGGCUUGUCUUCAGGGAAAGGAACCACGCUGUAGUAGAAAUAUAACACUUUGUUCAGACGAUUCACUGUUGUACCCCUUUUCCCAAGGCUCAUGGGCCCGAGCUUGCCUCGGGGUAGGAACACGAGUAGCCGAGCGGUUUUGCCACAGGUUGGCGGUGCGUGGAAGUCUUGCAGUGCUUGUAGAGAAGAAUACUUUAUUGUUGAGUAUGAAGAUUACAAUCUCGUUGUCAUCGAUGCUGGAGGCAACGAGUCGGUCGAAGCUGGACGAAAGUUGUUCGUGAAUCAUUUGAAUAGAAUAAAGUUCCCCCCUGAAGUCCCACAUGUGGCCUCCUUAUAUACAAAUUAUUAGACCUAAGCUCCUCCUCCCAGUUGUCUGCAGCAACCCUCACA